CCUCGCUCCUUGCUCUCCUCUUGAAAAGAAGAGAGGCAGAACAACAACAACAACAACAACAGAAAACAGAAGAAGGAAGAGAUGCUAAUUGCAGCUUCCGAUCAUCUAUAUGGAGCAGGAAAUGCAUGGAAGAUGCAUAGAAACCAUAGAUCGUUUGAUUUCAGAACUGAUUCUGGAUGUAGAUUUCAUCACUACAUGUGGAAGAUUUCGAGGCCGAAAUGCGAGGUUCGUGGAUUUCCAUCAUUCAAAGCGAGUCUCAUUUCGAACCCUGAUGAUUUCGAGGUGGGACGCUUAGUCGGAAGCUACGGAUUCAUGAACAUUACCAGCUACUCAUCAUUUCAAUCAGGAGGUCUAUCUAACGUUGGGAUAUUUGAAGGAUUGGAUCUCGGGUAUUCUUCGGAAGACAUUGAACAGUUGAGAGUCCAAGAUGUGGGAGAGGGCCAAGUGAAGAUCAGGCUUUAUGAGGGCAGAGUAACUCAGGGUCCACUGAAAGGAACUCGAGUCAUAUUCAAGGUAUAUCCGGGGCAGCGUGCUGGUGGCAGUGAGGCAGAUAUGAUGGCGGCAAAUGAGCUAAGUGCUCAUGCUUUUCUUCAAGAUGAUCCCAAAGGUAUUUGUCAGAAUAUCCAGAUACUCUUGGGCGGUUUCGAGACAAAAACUGGGGAGCAGUGGCUUGCUUUUCGUAAUGAUGGCAAAUAUAGCGCAGCAGAUUAUGCAAAGGCUAAGAGCGAAGGCAUAUCAAAAGACCGUGCUCUGGGAGAACAAAACUUUUGGAAUCCCUUCGACUGGGAGCAAAAAGUAAAACGUAGAAGGUUUUUUGUUAUUAAGCUGCUUCGGGGAGCAAUAAGUGGUCUAGCAUAUAUGCAUGACCACGAUAGAUUGCACCAAAGUCUUGGACCUGCUUCUGUCAAUCUCAACACGAUAGCGGAGAGAGAAGCGACUUACCUGAUCCCACGGCUCCGUGAUUUAGCCUUUUCAGUUGAUAUAAGGUAUUCAUCCCUUGAAGCAGGACCUGGAGUACUCUCUGAGGGAUUAUGGCGCAGGGCAUCUGCAGCUGGUGCUUUUACUCCUUUGGAGAAGAGAUCCUUCGGAAUAGCAGAUGACAUAUAUGAAGCUGGUCUUCUUUUUGCAUACUUGGCUUUUGUCCCCUUCUGUGAAGCCGGUGCCAUGGACGGCCUUUCUUUGCAAAGGCUUUUUGAAAGCACUUUCCGGCUUGAUCUUGAAGCUGCAAGAGAGUACUGUCAAGCAGAUGACCGUUUGUUGGAAGCUGUCAAGUUUCUGGAUCUUGGUGAUGGUGCUGGUUGGGAAUUACUCCAGGCAAUGUUGAAUCCUGACUUCCGCCAAAGGCCAAUUGCAGAAGCCAUAUUAAACCAUCGAUUCAUGACUGGUGCUGUUCUAUGAUCUUCUGUGGCUAUAUGGUACAUGAAUCGUCACACAGGCAUUGUAAAUAUAGAGUCGCGUCAUCUAUUAUUUGUCAAUGAAGGUUUUGCUUGCUUUGUCUGAUGAGCAAAGACAGUUCUGUAAGCAUUUCUACUGUUGUGUCACACAGGAUGCAUAUUCUAUCCCUCCAAAUUGGGUUUAUAAGUUCACAAAAUUGCCUUUAA
This is a messenger RNA of Magnolia sinica, 1601 nucleotides long. RefSeq lists its product as uncharacterized. Bases 82 to 1398 code for a protein of 438 amino acids. NCBI's taxonomy places the organism in Eukaryota, Viridiplantae, Streptophyta, Magnoliopsida, Magnoliales, Magnoliaceae. Gene Ontology annotation, cellular component: chloroplast. Gene Ontology annotation, molecular function: protein kinase activity; ATP binding. The record is from RefSeq and is a predicted model, not a curated record. The transcript has 12 exons. Gene Ontology annotation, biological process: protein phosphorylation.